AUGAGCACAGAAGAAGCUUUGCUCAUAGGAGCUUAUAGAAGCUAUGAAAGCUGUGAACAAAUCGUCGAGCCAAUGAAGGGAGUCAAGAAUAUCACAUAUGUUACAGAAUUAAAGCGGCUAGUACAAGCUACUAUCCCGCUCGUCAUCACAUUUUUCUUGCAGUAUGCAUUUUCAACUACUUCAAUGUAUUUUGCUGGCCGAUUAGGGCCCAAGGAAUUAUCAGCAUGCUCGAUUGCUAUAUGUACAUUUAAUAUGACCGGGUUGGCCAUUUUCCAAGGUAUGGCUACUGCAUUAGAUACAUUUUGUUCCCAAGCGUAUGGUGCUGGAAAUUUACACGGAGUAGGUGUUUAUUUCCAAAGAGCCUGUCUUAUUAUGCUUGUGACUAUGAUCCCGCUUUCGUUUGUGUGGUUCAACGCGGGGUUUAUUUUAAGCCUCUUUGUUAAAGAUGUGGAGAUUGUGGAAAUGGCACAGAUAUUCCUCAAGUGGCAUACUUUGGGUGUCCCUGCCUAUAUCUUGUUUGAAGCAGGUAAAAGGUUUCUUCAAGCACAACACAUUUUCAAAGCCGGCACGUAUGUCUUGUUGGUAUCGCUCCCCUUUAAUAUAUACUUGAACUGGUUGUUUGUUCAUAAUCCCAGCACUAGUCUUGGAUUCACCGGUAUCCCAUUGUCGAUUGCUUGCACUUAUUGGAUCAUUACAUUUACAACAUUGGCCUAUGUGGUGUGCAUCGAUGGUAGCCAGUGCUGGGGUGGGUUCACCAAGAGGGCAUUCAUCAAUUGGUCACCCAUGAUCAAGUUGGCGUUACCGGGUGUAGUAAUGGUUAUUUCAGAGUACCUUGCAUUCGAAGUGAUGGUAUUUUAUGCUGCCUCUUUUGGCACUGCUGCGUUGGCUGCACAGUCCAUCGUCUCAAGUUUGGUCACUUUGUUCUACCAGCCACCUUUUGCUUACGCUGUGGCAAUAAGUACCCGUAUUGGCCAUUCCAUCGGCACGAGAGAGUUGAAAAGCGCCAAGAUCACGACCAAUAUUUUCUAUUUGACUGCGGGAAUUAUUGGUUUAACCAACUUGACCAUCUUUAUUGUUGGAAGACAUACUUUGGCCAAAGUUUUCACUUCAGACAAAGAUGUGUUGAAAGUUGCUGCAGAUUUGAGUAUUUUGGCGGGAAUCAACCAGAUUGGUGAUACUUUUAACGUCGUUGCCACUGGUGUAUUGCGUGGCCAAGGGAGACAACGUAUUGGUUCAAUCUUGAACGCACUUGCUUAUUAUGUUGUUGCUAUCCCUUUGCAAUACUAUCUAGCAUUCAAGACUAGCAUUGGCUUACCUGGAUUGUGGUAUGGUUUGAUUAUUGCUGUUGGACUGUUGGCCAUGAGUCAAUGUUUUGUGAUUUAUCGAAGCAACUGGGAUGAGAUUGUUGAGACAUCAGACAAGAUGCACGAUGCUCAGUAG
Lodderomyces elongisporus is the source of this 1440-nucleotide messenger RNA. RefSeq lists its product as uncharacterized. The record is from RefSeq and is a predicted model, not a curated record. Gene Ontology annotation, cellular component: membrane. Gene Ontology annotation, molecular function: xenobiotic transmembrane transporter activity; antiporter activity. The coding region runs from base 1 to 1440 and encodes 479 amino acids. The transcript has a single exon. Gene Ontology annotation, biological process: xenobiotic detoxification by transmembrane export across the plasma membrane. Lineage: Eukaryota; Fungi; Ascomycota; Pichiomycetes; Serinales; Debaryomycetaceae.